CGCGCGCGCGUGCGCAGUGGUGGGUCUGGCGCGUGCGCAGCGGCUCCACUGGGCUCCAGCUUCUGCUACUCACGCUCCUCCUCCCGCUCCCCACCCCUCAGCCCGCCGCGGCCCGGUACCAACGUGGUCCCGCCAAGGGAGCCGUCGUGCCUCGUGCUCCCAGGACGGCGGUGGUCUGCGCUCGCGGCUCUUGGCGCUAGGCAUGGCGAUGGAUCAAGUGAACGCGCUGUGCGAGCAGCUGGUGAAAGCGGUGACGGUCAUGAUGGACCCCAGCUCCACCCAGCGCUACCGGCUGGAAGCCCUCAAGUUUUGUGAAGAGUUUAAAGAAAAGUGCCCUGUCUGUGUCCCUUGUGGCUUGAAAUUGGCUGAAAAAACACAAAUUGCCAUCGUCAGACAUUUCGGCCUUCAGAUCCUGGAACACGUUGUCAAGUUUCGAUGGAACAGCAUGUCUCGAUUGGAGAAGGUCUUUCUGAAGAAUAGUGUCAUGGAGCUGACUGGAAAUGGAACAUUAAACAUUUUGGAAGAGGAAAACCAUAUUAAAGAUGUUCUGUCUCGAAUUGUAGUAGAAAUGAUAAAGCGUGAGUGGCCACAGCAUUGGCCUGACAUGUUAAUGGAAUUGGACACUCUUUCCAAACAAGGGGAAACACAGACAGAAUUAGUGAUGUUCAUCCUUUUGCGACUGGCAGAAGAUGUAGUGACCUUUCAGACUCUUCCCCCUCAAAGAAGAAGAGAUAUCCAGCAAACAUUAACCCAGAACAUGGAAAAGAUCUUCACUUUUCUACUUAACACACUUCAAGAAAAUGUAAACAAGUACCAGCAAGUGAAGACAGAUACUUCUCAGGAGUCAAAGGCUCAAGCACACUGUCGAGUAGGAGUUGCAGCAUUGAAUACUCUCGCAGGCUAUAUUGACUGGGUGUCUAUGAGUCACAUUACUGCUGAAAACUGUAAACUCUUGGAGAUGCUGUGCCUGCUUUUGAAUGAACAGGAGCUUCAGUUGGGAGCAGCUGAGUGUCUUCUCAUUGCAGUCAGCAGAAAAGGCAAGUUGGAAGACCGGAAGCCCUUGAUGAUCUUAUUUGGAGAUGUUGCCAUGCAUUACAUACUCUCUGCUGCACAGAUUGCGGAUGGAGGAGGCUUGGUAGAAAAACACUAUGUCUUUUUGAAGAGACUCUGUCAGGUGUUGUCUGCAUUGGGCAAUCAGCUGUGCGCAUUGCUGGGUGUAGAUUCUGAUGUAGAAACCCCAGCGAACUUUGGGAAAUACCUGGAAUCUUUUCUUGCUUUUACAACCCACCCAAGUCAGUUCCUACGCUCUUCAACUCAGAUGACUUGGGGAUCCCUCUUCCGUCAUGAGAUCUUAAACCGUGAUCCUUUGCUGUUAGCAAUGAUACCAAAAUAUCUUCGUGCUUCUAUGACGAACUUGGUCAAGAUGGGCUUUCCUUCUAAAACAGACAGCCCUAGCUGUGAAUAUUCUCGAUUUGAUUUUGAUAGUGAUGAAGACUUCAAUGCUUUCUUCAACUCCUCCCGGGCUCAACAAGGAGAGGUGAUGAGGUUGGCAUGUCGUUUGGAUCCCAAGACUAGCUUCCAGAUGGCUGGGGAAUGGCUAAAGUAUCAGUUUUCAUCUUCUAUUGAUGCUGGAUCCAUGAAUUCAUGUUCUCCUGCUCCUGGAACUGGAGAAGGAAGCCUCUGCUCCAUCUUCUCCCCGUCAUUUGUGCAGUGGGAAGCCAUGACUUUUUUCUUGGAAAGUGUGAUCAACCAGAUGUUUCGAACACUAGAUAAAGAGGCUAUUCCUGUUAAUGAUGGAAUAGAAUUGUUGCAGAUGGUCCUAAACUUUGACACCAAGGAUCCCCUCAUUCUGUCUUGUGUCCUCACUAAUGUCUCAGCACUCUUUCCAUUUGUCAACUAUAGACAAGAGUUUCUGCCACAGGUCUUCUCUAAGCUGUUUUCAUCUGUGACUUUUGAAACUGUUGAAGAAAGUAAGGCCCCCAGAACCCGGGCAGUAAGGAAUGUGAGGAGACAUGCCUGUUCCUCAAUCAUCAAGAUGUGUCGUGACUACCCCCAACUCGUGCUGCCUAAUUUUGACAUGUUUUAUAACCAUGUGAAGCAACUUCUUUCCAAUGAGCUACUUCUUACACAAAUGGAGAAGUGUGCCCUCAUGGAAGCCCUGGUUCUCAUUAGCAACCAAUUCAAGAACUAUGAGCGUCAGAAGGUGUUCCUAGAGGAGCUGAUGGCACCAGUGGCCAGCAUUUGGCUUUCUGAAGACACACACAGAGUGCUGUCAGAUGUUGAUGCUUUUAUUGCCUAUGUGGGUGCAGAUCGGAAGAGCUGUGAUCCAGGCCUGGAAGAUCCCUGUGGCUUAAACCGUGCACGAAUGAGCUUCUGUGUGUAUAGCAUUCUGGGUGUUGUGAAACGAACUUGCUGGCCCACUGACCUAGAAGAAGCCAAAGCUGGGGGAUUUGUGGUGGGUUAUACACCCAGUGGAAAUCCAAUCUUUCGUAACCCCUGCACAGAGCAGGUUCUCAAACUUCUUGACAAUUUGCUUGCCCUUAUAAGAACCCACAAUACUUUAUAUGCACCAGAAAUGCUAACCAAAAUGGCACAGCCUUUCACUAAGGCUCUAGAUAUGCUUGAAGUGGAAAAAUCUGCUAUAUUAGGAUUACCUCAGCCUCUCCUGGAACUCAAUGAUGCGCCUGUCUACAAAACAGUCUUGGAAAGAAUGCAGCAUUUCUUCUCCACCCUCUAUGAAAACUGUUUUCAUAUCCUAGGGAAGGCAGGCCCUUCCAUGCAGCAAGACUUCUACACCGUGGAGGACCUUGCUACCCAGCUGCUCAGCUCAGCCUUUAUCAACUUGAAUAAUAUUCCUGACUACCGACUCAGACCCAUGCUUCGAGUCUUUGUGAAGCCUCUGGUGCUCUUCUGUCCCCCAGAGCACCAUGAAACCCUGCUAUCUCCCAUCCUUGGACCUCUUUUCACCUACCUCCAUGUGAGGCUUUCGCAGAAAUGGCAAGGCGUCAACCAGACAAGUCUGCCGUGUGGAGAAGAUGAGACUACAGAUGAAAAUCCUGAGUCUCAAGAGAUGCUGGAGGAACAGCUGGUGAGGAUGUUAACCCGAGAAGUCAUGGACCUGAUGACGGUUUGCUGUAUUUCAAAGAAAGGUGCCGACCACAGUACUGCUCCCCCUGCAGAUGGAGAUGAUGAAGAGAUGAUGGCCACAGAGGCAACCCCCUCAGCCACGCCAGAGCUUACAGAUCUGGGCAAAUGUCUGAUGAAGCAGGAGGAUGUUUGUACAGCACUAUUAAUUACAGCGUUCAAUUCCCUGGGCUGGAAGGAUACUCUGUCCUGUCAGAGGACAACCACACAGCUCUGCUGGCCUCUCCUCAAACAAGUGCUGUCAGGGAAACUGCUCGCAGAUGCUGUUACGUGGCUUUUCACCAGUGUGCUGAAAGGCCUACAGACACACGGGCAGCAUGACGGGUGCAUGGCUGCCCUGGUCCACCUGGCCUUUCAGAUAUAUGAGGCACUGCGCCCUAAGUACCUGGAAAUAAGAGCUGUUAUGGAGCAAAUUCCUGAAAUACAGAAAGACUCUCUGGACCAGUUUGACAGCAAGCUUUUGAACCCCUCCCUGCAGAAAGUGGCUGACAAGCGCCGGAAGGACCAAUUCAAACGCCUCAUUGCUGGUUGCAUUGGGAAACCCUUGGGAGAGCAGUUUCGAAAAGAAGUUCACAUUAAGAAUCUUCCUUCACUUUUCAAGAAAACAAAGCCAAUGCUGGAGACAGAGGUGCUGGACAACGAGGGGGCUGGCCUGACCACCAUCUUUGAACCAUGAAUCAAGCUUUUGGGCAUCCUUCCUCAGCCUUUAUUGUCAUCUCUUCUUCCCCUUCGUAGCUAAUCUCUAGGCCCUACUCACACUGCCACCUCACUUUCCACCAUUAUCAGCCUGGAGAAAUCCAGGUCUGGAGCUGGAGAGAGUGGGCCCUGUGCAGGACCAAAAGUAAUUAUAUUGCAUUUCAAGAGAAGGAGUUAGGGUUUACACCAGUGGUUCUCAACCUGUGGGUUGCGACCCCUUUGUAACAAUGAAAAUACACCUUGCAUAUCAGAUACUACAUUACGAUUCGUAACAGUAGCAAAAUUACAGUUAUGAAGUAGCAACGAAAAUAAUUUUAUGGUUGAGAGUCACCACAACAUGAGGAACUUUAUUAAAGGGUCGCAGCAUUAGGAAGGUUGAGAACCACUUCGGAGUUUUAGCUUUCCCACGAAAAGCUAGAGCAGAGCUCCCCAAGCCUUCCCAACUCCAUGCAGCCAAACACCUGUGACAGAAUGGUACCCAGGGGUGCUAUACCCAACACUAUAAUAGCCAGGUUUGCGGCAAGGUCUCAGCCCUCAAUUAUUUGUGCCAGACUUAACACUGCAAGUCUCCCUUGCUGCCGAGCUGGCAAGGAACCGUCCCCACUCCUCAGGGGCAUGUCUGGGUUGUGUGCUAAGUGCUGAAGUGAAUUUGACCAAUUCCCUCAACUUGUUUUAGGCAAGAAUCUGAUCACCUGAUGGGAUCCAUGGUAUAGGCUACACUGCUAAACUCUGGGCACAGUUUAUCAAGUAUAGUACCUCCAGGGACGAGGGCUGGGCAGUCUUUAGUGAUGAUGUCCCCUUAGAGCUCUCUUGCCUUUCCAUGAAUGACCUUUCAAUCUGCUUUCCCCCACCUCAGGGCCCACUCAGGCACAAGAGCCACAGUACCAUUAUGUCACAUGACACCAAUCCAAGGAUAAUCUAGGCUAGCUAGGCUACAUCUGUGACAAGUAGCUAGCAAAGCCACUGAUCUAUUCCUAGGACUACCUGAGUCCAGGUGCCUUCUAAGAUCUCAUGGUCCCUGGUUACUUUUCUCAAGGGCCAUUUCUAAAAGAAAAAAAUAUGCCUUCCCAUUACAACCUGUACUGUGAGUCUAUCCUAGAGGUCACUGGAAGGCCCUGAAAGCAUAAGACAUGGAUAUGGCACCUAUCCUGAGAUUAUUACUGGUAGCCAUAAAACAGGAUUAGUCCAUAUAGAAACCAUACAGUAUAUGUCUACAUACUCUGUACAGACAUGCUCGUUGUCCCUCUGAUCCACUGAUAAGAGGGUUUCGAUGAGAGCCAGAAUGGACCGAAGCUACAUUUACCUGGUGCAGGCCACAGGCAGGGUAAGGCUAGAAAGCAGCAAAGCUGGGGAAGCAGAACUUUUACAGACUUGUCCCUAUUCCCUCUUCCUGUGCGGUGCUUUGGGUUUCUGUAGAUUAUGAAAGUGACCUCAAGAGAGUUUCCCUCCAAACCUGAUAGCUGCCUACUCCUGUUUGGGGUGGUGGAGGGUGUAGUUAUAUUUAUUGUGUUGUAAUAUUUUUAACAUCCUGUGACUUCAUGCUAGAAAUUUUCUAUUGUUUAUAGAACCUUUUUGUAGAAACAUUAACUCUGAAGCACAUCUGCAUGUCAGUAAAAAUCUCAAUUUCAUACA
Molecule: messenger RNA, 5472 nt
Organism: Nycticebus coucang (slow loris)
Lineage: Eukaryota; Metazoa; Chordata; Mammalia; Primates; Lorisidae
Gene: XPO5
Product: exportin 5
Exons: 32
Coding region: 203-3820 (1205 amino acids)
Biological process (GO): RNA export from nucleus; protein export from nucleus
Cellular component (GO): RNA nuclear export complex; nucleus; cytoplasm
Molecular function (GO): small GTPase binding; nuclear export signal receptor activity; RNA binding
Source: RefSeq, a predicted model, not a curated record